CUUACAUUGUCCACUGCGCUAGCUAGCUCGCAUCUACCUGGAAAGCUGAAAGCUAGCCAGAGCGCUAGCUAGCUUCGUUCCUCGUCGCCGCGCGCCGGCCAGAUGACUGCUCACCAGACUUGCUGCGAUGAUGCCGUUGCCGCCGGCACUGCACCGGCUGCCAGGAGGAGGCGCCUCAAAUUGACGAGGCCGUCGGCCUCGCUCUUGAUGGCGAGGAAGCUAAGGAAGAAGGCUGCCGGCAGCAAACGCCCAAGGGCGGCAGCGUCGAGGAAGCGCGCGAUGGCGAUCAGGAGGAAGAUGGAAGCGCUGAGGCUGCUCGUGCCACUCUGCGGCCGAGACAACGGCUCGGUGACCGGUGGGGCGGUCGAACGACUGGACGAGCUCCUCAUGCACGCCGCCGGGUACAUCCUGCGCCUCCAGAUGCAGGUCAGAGUGAUGCAGCUUAUGGUCCAUGCACUAAAUGACCGGCCCGAGGAUUAAUCUUCUUCCCAAGACCAUGUGAUCUUCCUUCUUUAAUUUCUUCUUCAUCUUCUUCGCGUGCCUGUGUUGCACGAGGCAGCUGUGCGUCGGUGUCUGGGUGCAAAUCAUUGGCUGAGUGUGUUAUUGGUGAUAUUAUUUGUUCGUAUAUACAGAAUAUAUACUCAUGCAUGCAUACUGUAUGAGAUGAUAGAGUAAAUCUAGACAUAUAUAGUUCAAGGAAACCUACAGCCAACAGUUGUAUGCAUGUGAGGGGGGUUCCUUGUCUGUAUGUACGCAAUUGUCUAUUGUGUGACGGUUGAAAUUGAAAUUUCGUCAAUCAUC
Zea mays is the source of this 801-nucleotide messenger RNA. RefSeq lists its product as uncharacterized. The record is from RefSeq and is marked predicted. Gene Ontology annotation, molecular function: protein dimerization activity. Lineage: Eukaryota; Viridiplantae; Streptophyta; Magnoliopsida; Poales; Poaceae. The transcript has a single exon. Gene Ontology annotation, biological process: regulation of DNA-templated transcription. The coding region runs from base 103 to 480 and encodes 125 amino acids.